Paramuricea clavata is the source of this 1338-nucleotide messenger RNA. Lineage: Eukaryota; Metazoa; Cnidaria; Anthozoa; Malacalcyonacea; Plexauridae. The record is from the annotation of a GenBank genome assembly.
AUGUCUGUGAAUGACAAGCUUGCUAAGGUUAUAAUUUUUGCUUUGUUGGCGUUUAUGUUUUACGGACGUUCAACAGUUGCGAAUGAAAAUAAAUGUAACGGAACGGAAGUUUCAGAAUACGAGGUUCUUAACAUUGGCGGCUUAUUUGCUAUUCAUGGCCAAAGGAAAAACCGAACUUCUUUGUGUGGUCCAUUUAGAAUGGGUGGUUUUGAAGAACUGAAUGCCAUGUUAUUUGCUGUAAGUAAAGUCAAUGAAGACAGAAAUAUUUUGCCAGGAAUAAAGUUACAAGUGAAAGUAGAAGACACAUGUAGUUCAAUGGAACUUGCUACCGAAAAGUCGCUGAAUUAUACGAUAAUCAACUAUCAAUCCAUAUACAAAUGCUUUGGUAAUCACUCUACACAGGACAAGCCAAUAUUAGCGAUCGUUGGUGAACGGAACAGCGAUAUCUCACGAGCUGUUACCAACCUUGUCGGCCUUUUUCAUAUUCCGGUUAUCAGCUAUGGCGCGACAAGUUCAUCUUUAAGCGGAGUAAAAUAUUUCACAAGAACUAUUGCUCCGGAUACAUUUGCCACGCAGGCAUUAGUCGACGUUAUUCAACGAUUCAGGUGGAAUUAUAUAAUCCUAUUGCAUUCUGACAGUGAGUACGGCCGGUUUGCUGCAGAUUCAUUUCGCGAAAAGCUUCGUAAAGGAAAGAAGAAUAUAUGUACAGCUGUUGAUGAACAUAUUAAUGAAGAAAUGACUGAGGGCCUGCAAAUUACGUGGCAAAAAAUCGACAAAGAAAAACACAACACAAAAGUCGUGGUGGUUUUCGCAACUUACGAAGAUUUUAGUGGCUUUUUACAAACAGGGAAAGGAAAAUAUGACCUUGAAGAAUAUAUUUGGUUAUCGAGUGACAUGUGGAAUGGGCAGACAGCUAACUUGACAUGCCUGUUAAAACAUGCCAUCAGCGUUAUACCUAACCAGAUCUACAUUCAAGAAUUUGCAAAGUUCUUUCAAAAUGCUCAGAAAAACCUACACUAUUUGAAACAACAUUCAACUUUUAGCGAGAGUUGGUUUGAAGAAUACAAUUCCUUAGCGGAAGCUGAAGUUAAGAAUAAGAGUAGCUGUGUCGUAUGGGGCUCUUCCGAAGUCAGUUAUGUCGUGGAUGCCGUGUACACGAUAGCCUGGGCUUUACAUGGUAUCUUGAAGUGUGAUAACACCACAAAAAGCUGCAACAAAUCCGAGGCGAAGAAUUUCUUUAAAAGGUAUAAGAACCAAAUAUACGAGUAUUAUACCGUCCAGUUUGCUCUCCCAAGUUGGCUCCCCUGGCCCUUUCACGGAAAACCAAAUGCUAUAUAA